This is a messenger RNA of Botrytis cinerea B05.10, 1214 nucleotides long. RefSeq lists its product as hypothetical. The record is from RefSeq and is a predicted model, not a curated record. NCBI's taxonomy places the organism in Eukaryota, Fungi, Ascomycota, Leotiomycetes, Helotiales, Sclerotiniaceae. The coding region runs from base 291 to 1151 and encodes 286 amino acids. The transcript has 3 exons.
GAACUAUGAAGUCCAACCUUGGAUUCAUAGAUUCAAAGGACACGUCUCCUUCUAAAUCCGGAAUCAUCUUUAUCAUUCUGAGAGGAGCCAGCAUUCUUACACGUGGUGGCCUAUAUUUGUUGAUCUUCGGAUUGAUAUAUGGUGAAGUAUCACUGUUCCAAGUUGACCACAUCAAUUUCAUGAAUUAAGCUACCUUUCUCUGUUGAAAAUCUUUCAUCGAGCUUCCCCUAAUCGUUUCAUUUCACGUCUUGUCUACUGUAUAAUCACAGCGAUCCCUUCUCAUCUUCAUCAUGGCAGUUCUCGUCACCGGCGGUACAGGCAAAACAUCUCUUCAAUUGGCCCGCCAUCUUCAAUCCGCCUCCAUUCCUUUCCUUCUCGCUUCUCGAAAAGCCCAAUUGACUGCUCCUGAUGGAAUGCACGCCGUCAACUUUGAUUACACAGAUCCAUCAACUUACCAGGCUAUCUUUUCCCAUUCCUUUCCACACGAGGAAGUCAUCAAAGUCGUGUAUCUAGUUGCUCCAGAAGUUCCAGACCCAGUUCCUGCCAUGAAUGCCUUUAUUGACGUCGCAGUCAAGAACGGUAUUGAUAGAUUCGUCUUAUUAAGUGGUAGUGACACAGAAAAGGGUGGAGAUGAUAAUGGGGGCGUUUGGCAGCAUUUGGAUGAUAUCCACGUCGAAUACUCGGUUUUGAGAGCGAGUUGGUUCAUGGAUAAUUUUAUCAACUACCCAUAUGUCCAGAGCAUCAAGAAAGAAAAUAAAUUCGUUUCCGCAAUGAGCGAUGGCCAAGCUCCAUUUGUAUCAGCGAGUGACAUUGCCAGAGUAGCAAUGGCUGCACUUACCAGCAAAAAUCCUCCAGACCACGACUACAGAGUUCUUGGCGCUGAAUUACUCAAUUAUGAUGAGAUUGCUGCAAAGUUGAGCAAAGUUCUUGGACGAACAAUCACCCACAUCAAAGUUACGGCUGAGGAGAUGAUACAGAGGCAUGUUAGUAUAGGAUUUCCUGAAGAUCUUGCAUGUUAUUUGACUUCGUUGGAAGUUAUGACUGCGAAUGGCGGGGAAGUGAGACAAAAUGAUGUGGUGGAGAGGAUUGGAGGCCACACACCUAAAACCUUUGAUGAGUUUGCGGAGGAGAAUAAAAAUCUCUGGAUGUAGGCCAAUCUCUCAUUGUCUGUUUGUCAAAAUGAGUGUCUAUUUAAUUUAUUGAUUAUGUGACCA